Molecule: messenger RNA, 843 nt
Organism: Jaminaea rosea
Lineage: Eukaryota; Fungi; Basidiomycota; Exobasidiomycetes; Microstromatales
Exons: 1
Coding region: 261-749 (162 amino acids)
Source: RefSeq, a predicted model, not a curated record
GUAGAGAAGGCGACCAUGAUGAAGUCGCUCUGUAAAAGAUGACGAGCUCGUAAGUCGGUUGGAUGAAUGGUAGAAAAGUCAAUACAGAGAAAGAGAAAGCAGCGGCAGCGGCUGUGACGACGGCGACGGCCCACGACUUUUAUUUGGUAAACGUCCUCUGAAGGCGAGAGGUUCGCAGUGGCUUCAGGCUUGGCUCCGAUCAGAGAGAGGGUGCCUAGCUUAGCCUUGGCCGCCUCGUCACCCAAUUCCAAGCUGCUCGGAUGCUCAAAUCCAGUCAAAGUCAAUACCGACGGCUCUCGACGUUCCGCGACAGGAGAGAGCAACACAGUGGCCCUGGCAUUGCAUUGCAGGGCAACAUCGCCCUUGCCCUCACGAUGAGAGAGUUCUUGUUGCCCGCUUGUGCGGGUGGACUCCGCUUCCAAGAGCUCUCCUUCGCUGGAUUGCUCAUCGAGCCGUCGAUCACCUGCUGCCUGCCUGCCCGCCUGCCUGCCUGCCUGCCCGCCUGCCUGCCCGCCUUCCCUUCCGCGAGCAUGCGAGUCGCUGAGCGAAGCCCUAUUAAUAAGGCGCAGCGAGCGAAAGGCGGAGGAGGCGCAGGCGUGCUGAAAGCGGAAUCGCUCUCGCGUCUUGGGUCGCUGCUUGAGCGGAAGGAUCAACGCUACCGCGACGAGAUGCCGCUGACUCAAUGCCACGCUACGCUACGCGCUCCACGCUCGAAACGUAGCUUCUUUCUUGCUUAUGCUCUAGCGUGAGCUUGACGAUGGACAUGUCCUUGCCUGAAGCUGUGCACGGACGUCUGGUCCCGGGAGAAGGCACAGCAAUGAAGUAGCCGCCGGCUUGUCAGAC